Molecule: messenger RNA, 1170 nt
Organism: Colletotrichum higginsianum IMI 349063
Lineage: Eukaryota; Fungi; Ascomycota; Sordariomycetes; Glomerellales; Glomerellaceae
Exons: 1
Coding region: 1-1170 (389 amino acids)
Source: RefSeq, a predicted model, not a curated record
AUGGUCAACUUCAGACUCCCCAGCCUGGGCCUGUUGGCCGGCGUGUCGUUGGCCUUUGAGUUCGGGGGCCGCGACUGCACGGGGGUCAACGGGAUUCACCCACGCUGCCGCAACGCCGAUGUCAUCCCUUACACCCGGGACUUCUUUUACGUCGGCGGCCGGGCCCUCGAGACGGCAUCCGGCGAACUGACCGCGGAUAAGCUCUACGUCGAGAAGAUCAGCCCGGUUGUCCCUCUGCGGUCCAAGCCCGUGGUGUUCUUCCACGGCGGAGGGUGCAGCGGCACCACGUGGCUCAACACCCCCGACAACCGCAAAGGCUUCGCAAGCUACUUUGUCGAGCAGGGCUACGUCGUCUACAUCGUCGACGCUGCCGGCAACGGCCGGAGCACGAACAUGGACCUCGAGGGCUUCCCCCUGUCCGCCGGGUCCUCGUCGACUCUGGUCGAGAUGGGCUUUUCCGCACCGGGCGCCUACAACGCAUACCCGCAGUCCCGGCUGCACACCCAGUUCCCGGGCACGGGCAGGGCGGGCGACGCGGCGUUCGAGAACUUCAAGAACUCCAUGGUGCCCUACACGACCAACAACAUCACCUACGAGAACGCCAUGCGGGCGGGCGGCUGCAGGCUGCUCGAGCUUGUCGGCAAGUCGUACGUCGUCGGCCACUCGGCCGGUGGCUCGGCCGGCAUCCUCCUCUCCAACGACUGCCCGGAUCUUCUGGCCGCCAACAUCAACCUCGAGUCGUCCACCAUCCCGUUCUUCUGGUACACCUACGGCACGGCCGGCUUCUUCAACAACGGCUGGGGCCUCGCGAACACGCCCCUCAACUACACCCCGCCCAUCUCGGAGGCGUCGGAGCUGAAGAUCGUCGAGGUCGGCAACUCCACCGUGGCGAGGAGGAGCUGCUACCGCCAGGCCGAGCCCGCGCGCAAGCUGCCGAACAUCGCCAGUGUGCCGUACCUCAUGGUGACGGGAGAGGCGAGCGUCCACAUCACGUUUGACCACUGCAUCGUCGACUACCUCGAGCAGGUUGGCGCAAAGCCCGAGUGGAUCAAGCUUGCGGACCGCGGUAUCAAGGGCAACGGCCAUUUUAUGCAUAUCGAGAAGAACAACGGCGACAUCGCAAAGUUGGUGCUGAACUGGAUCCGCCAGAAGGAGGGUUCAAUUUGGUGA